AUGUCAUACGUUAAUCCGCCGCUAUAAAUACCUCCCCCAACCCUUUUCUCUCUUCACAACUCUCGUUUUCACAACAAUCUAUACACACAUCUAUACAUACAUUUUCUCACUCUUUCUUAUCAAUGGCAUCUGACAAGAAGAUUAAGAUCGGAAUCAACGGAUUUGGAAGGAUCGGACGAUUGGUGGCUAGAGUAGCUCUCCAGAGAGACGAUGUUGAGCUCGUCGCUGUUAACGAUCCUUUCAUCACUACUGACUACAUGACGUAUAUGUUUAAAUACGACAGUGUUCAUGGACAAUGGAAGCAUAAUGAGCUUAAGGUUAAGGACGAGAAGACUCUUCUCUUUGGUCAGAAGCCAGUCAAGGUGUUUGGCAUCAGGAACCCAGAGGAUAUCCCAUGGGGUGAAGCUGGAGCUGACUUUGUCGUCGAGUCUACUGGAGUCUUUACUGACAAGGACAAGGCUGCUGCUCACUUGAAGGGUGGUGCAAAGAAGGUUGUGAUUUCUGCUCCUAGCAAAGAUGCACCAAUGUUUGUUGUUGGUGUUAAUGAGAAGGAAUACAAGCAUGACCUCGACAUUGUCUCCAAUGCUAGCUGCACUACCAAUUGUCUUGCUCCUUUGGCCAAGGUUAUUAAUGAUAGGUUUGGCAUUGUUGAGGGUCUUAUGACCACUGUCCACUCUAUCACCGCCACACAGAAGACUGUGGAUGGCCCAUCAAGCAAGGACUGGAGAGGUGGAAGAGCCGCUUCUUUCAAUAUCAUUCCUAGCAGCACUGGAGCUGCCAAGGCUGUUGGAAAGGUUCUCCCAGCACUCAACGGUAAAUUGACCGGUAUGUCCUUCAGGGUACCCACUGUGGAUGUUUCAGUUGUGGACCUUACUGUGAGGCUUGAGAAGAAGGCCACAUAUGACCAGAUUAAAGCUGCCAUCAAGGAGGAAUCUGAGGGAAAGCUCAAGGGCAUCUUGGGAUUCACCGAGGAUGAUGUUGUUUCAACAGACUUUGUUGGUGAUAGCAGAUCAAGCAUCUUUGAUGCUAAAGCAGGGAUUGCUUUGAACGAUAACUUUGUGAAACUUGUCUCGUGGUACGACAACGAAUGGGGUUACAGUUCUCGUGUGAUUGACUUGAUCGUUCACAUGGCAUCCGUCCAAGCUUAAUGCUGUUACAUUGAUGAUAUCACAAGCCCCUUUUGGUCUAUGGGAGUCUUUGAAGUUUUUAGUAUCUUGUUACCAGCAUAUUUGUAUUUGAAAUAAAAUAGACUUUGUUUAUCAUAUAAUUUGGUGAAGCAGAGUUCGUUUCUAUUUGGUUUAGUGUGGAGUAUAUUUUUUCCGGAAAAGAAACAGUCGAACAGUCUGAUUAUAUAUGAAUUAUAUUCGAGAGUUUCUAUUUAAA
Daucus carota subsp. sativus is the source of this 1383-nucleotide messenger RNA. Its product is annotated as glyceraldehyde-3-phosphate dehydrogenase GAPC1, cytosolic. Gene Ontology annotation, biological process: glycolytic process; glucose metabolic process. The record is from RefSeq and is a predicted model, not a curated record. The coding region runs from base 123 to 1148 and encodes 341 amino acids. Gene Ontology annotation, molecular function: glyceraldehyde-3-phosphate dehydrogenase (NAD+) (phosphorylating) activity; NAD binding; NADP binding. Lineage: Eukaryota; Viridiplantae; Streptophyta; Magnoliopsida; Apiales; Apiaceae. The transcript has 12 exons. Gene Ontology annotation, cellular component: cytosol.